Molecule: messenger RNA, 575 nt
Organism: Rhincodon typus (whale shark)
Lineage: Eukaryota; Metazoa; Chordata; Chondrichthyes; Orectolobiformes; Rhincodontidae
Product: ankyrin-2-like
Exons: 4
Biological process (GO): regulation of cardiac muscle contraction; protein localization to T-tubule
Cellular component (GO): T-tubule
Source: RefSeq, a predicted model, not a curated record
GUGGAACAACGCCAGCCCAAUGGGAAGAUAUAACCGGAACCACGCCUUUAUCAUUUGUCAAUGAGUGUGUUUCCUUCACGACAAAUGUGUCAGCCAGGUUCUGGCUCAUAGAUUGCCGGCAGAUCCAAGAAUCUGUCAACUUUGCCACACAAGUGUACAGAGAAAUUAUCUGUGUACCAUACAUGGCCAAAUUUGUAGUUUUUGCCAAAUCACUCGAUCCAGUCGAGGCACGAUUGAGAUGUUUUUGUAUGACAGAUGACAAGGUGGACAAGACAUUGGAACAGCAGGAAAAUUUCACGGAGGUUGCAAGGAGCAGAGAUGUUGAGGUACUGGAGGGCAAGCCAAUUUAUGCUGACUGUUUUGGCAAUCUUGUGCCUCUCACAAAGAGUGGACAACAUCAUCUUUUCAGUUUCUAUGCUUUCAAAGAAAAUAGACUUGCGCUGUUUGUCAAGGUAAGAGAUACGACUCAAGAACCUUGCGGACGAUUAUCUUUCAUUAAAGAGCCAAAAUCGACUAGAGGUCUUGUCCAACAUGCAAUCUGCAACCUAAAUAUUACUUUACCCCUUUACAGCAAG